AUGCAGACUAAACAUGCGGCGGAGCUUUGCGCUCUCCUAGUCAAUGAUCUCUACGGCGAGCUUCCUUCGCGAAUCCUCGCCGCGCUCCUCACAAAAGGCCGAUCGACCAUCACGCAGCUCGGGCUCUAUACGCAGCUGGGCCCCCGCCAAAUUCGCAAUGGCCUGGGCGUCCUGAUCCAGCAGAAUCUGUUAUACCACCACACCGAUGCCGACACCAAGCGCACCACCUAUGAAGCCAACCCCGGCGCAUGCUAUAACCUCGUUCGAUCCGGCAAGAUCCUGGAGAUGAUUGAGAGCCAAUAUGGAACGGCAGAGCGCGACCUCGUGCAGACUCUUCUGCUUCUUGGAUAUGCAAGGAUCGCCGAGCUGACUCACGCAUACGUAUCCCGAGCUCCAAGAUCAAAUGGGCACGCAAACGGCAACGGUGUGAAUGGAGCCGACUCUGGUCUGAUUGAGUCCGAAGCCGAACUUCACAAUGUGCUGAGCCACUUGAUUCGAUGCGAAAUCAUUGAGACCGUUAGGCCGCAGUCUUUCCGCAAUCCAAACGAUGUUUACCACGAAAUUGAAGCGGAGGUCACCAAGACCGCCCCGGGUGAAAAGGCAACCAAAACAAAAAUUGAUCAGCAGAGGCAGAUCAUGGAGCAAUAUCGUGCGUUUAAAGACCAGCCCAAGGCUCUGAAGAGACAGCUUGACCAGUUUGGUGGUCCCGUAACCAAACGAAGAAAGCUCGGGAAUGGAUUGGGAGAGGAGGAUAGGGCGAUGGAAGACGAUAUGCCACCUCUUAAUGUGAGAUUCCCUCCUUGCUUCCCCCAUGUUGCGAUUGAGCUGCGUAGCCACCGUCUAGCCAGCUUCGCCAAGGACACUCUGGGAGAGGUUACCGGCGAGGUCUAUCGCACGCUGCUAGGCCUGCUUACCAUGGAUGUGUCUAGGUGCCGGGCAGAUCCUUUCCUGGGAGAAGAGUCAAUUGCUCAACAAGCGACAGCCACGACGAUGGAUGUCUACGAGCAUCUUGACGAGUCGAUCAACGUCACAGCAGGCAUAGGGAAGGCCCCUAAAGAUAAGAUAGAUUACCAAAGUGCAGAGAAGAUCAAAACUGCGCCCGCCGGCAACGACAUGCUUGGUGAUGACUCGGACGAAGACCCAUCGGGGCCGUUUGACAGCGAUGAUUCGGACGACAUGGGCACAAAGGGGAGCUUUUCCAGAAGAUCUCGGUCGGUAUCCAAGACCAAUGGAGCCCGGCCAACCAAGGUGACAUUUGAGGAUGCAGCGACAUCGACGGAUAAUCGUCUAGACCAGAUGCGCGCGCAUCUCUUAUUACUAGCAGAAAGCAAGCACCGCUUCAUUCGCCACUGCGGAACACAAGGCCGUGGGCAAUGGACGGUGGAUUUCGACCAGGUUAUGGAGCGCCUUCGAGAGACGGAGCUGGAUGCCUCCAUCGAACAAUCUUUUGGGAGACAUGGACUUCGCCUCACCCGAAUACUCCGAGAGAAAGGCAAGCUGGAUGAGAAGAUGCUGCCUUCUGCGGCGCUGAUGAAGAAGACGGACGUGCAGGCCAAGAUGCUUGCCAUGCAGAUGGCUGGUCUGGUGGAUGUCCAAGAAGUUCCCAAGGACAACACAAGAGUGGCCAACAGGACGCUCUUUUUCUGGUUCUUUGAUCGGGAGCGAAGCCAGGCACAGAUCCUGGAUGACUUGUACAAGGCAAUGGUUCGCGCUCUGCAGACACUACAGGUGGAGAGACACAGGGAGCGCAACAUUCUGUCCUUUGUCGAGAGAAAGGACGUCAUGGGAAAGGAGGAAGAGGUGAUGACGGCGGAGCAUUACAACAAGUAUAACAGGCAUUUGGAGGAACAGAAUAAGCUUCUUGGACAAGUUAUGAGACUGGACGAGACGGUGUCGACAUUCCGGGAAUACUAA
Molecule: messenger RNA, 1914 nt
Organism: Trichoderma aggressivum f. europaeum
Lineage: Eukaryota; Fungi; Ascomycota; Sordariomycetes; Hypocreales; Hypocreaceae
Exons: 3
Coding region: 1-1914 (637 amino acids)
Biological process (GO): DNA-templated transcription
Cellular component (GO): RNA polymerase III complex
Molecular function (GO): single-stranded DNA binding
Source: RefSeq, a predicted model, not a curated record